Messenger RNA from Rhipicephalus sanguineus (brown dog tick), 769 nucleotides. RefSeq lists its product as uncharacterized. The record is from RefSeq and is a predicted model, not a curated record. Bases 119 to 769 code for a protein of 216 amino acids. The transcript has 3 exons. NCBI's taxonomy places the organism in Eukaryota, Metazoa, Arthropoda, Arachnida, Ixodida, Ixodidae.
CGAUUAGCUCCGCCAGCGGCGCGCUGCCUAAUCGCGGACGCCAAGGCAUGUGUCAUGGAGUGCUCCCCUUAACGUUACCUAAUGGGACUUCAAGUGUGUGAGGCUGUUACGAUGGAAUAUGUGCAAAGAGAAACAACAACGCUGCUGGAGACUAAACUUCGAUCUGCUGUCUUCAAAGACUCUCCACGGUUGGUGCCCGCCCUUGUUCGGAGGCUCGCUUGUCCCGGUGCCCGGCGAAGGGACAGGCGGGGGUAGCCAGAGGCAUGGCGGCGUCAGCGGGAGCCGGCCGCCCGCCGUCAUGGGCCUGAGGUUCCGGCGCCUGCGCAGAAUGUCCAGCGGGGAAGACGUGGUCACACCCUCCUCGUCAUCUUCGGGUGCCCAGCCUCACCAGCAGCAGCCGGCGCAUCCACCCAACAAUGGCAGCUCGGAAGAGGAAGAGGCCUGCGAUGGCCUGGCGGAACUGUCCAGGCCCGUCAGGCCGUUGCCCAUCAAGGAUGGAUACCUGCACGUUCUGUCAGGAGACCACCUAUGGUUCAGGCUGUACGUGGCGCUUCACGCGGAGAAGCUGGACGCGUACUACGAGCUGUCGGACAAGGUACCCGUGAUAUCGGUCAGUCUGGCCGGCUGUGAAGUGGUCACGCCAGACAAGGUCACCGGUUCGGCUCCCGGAGAGGUCUGCUUCCCCAUACAGCUUGUCAAGAAGGUGAGUGAGAAAAGUAACGGUCUAGCGCCUGCAUACCUGCGGCUUUAUUUCAUACAGUGGCACUGA